AUGUUUACCUUUACUCCCUUGCUGGGAUCGCAGUCUGGUACUCGAGCCUCUCAGUCCCUUCUCGAGCUUGAUGGUGGUGUCAAGGUUCUGGUCGAUGUCGGGUGGGAUGAGCGAUUUGACCCUCGGCAGUUAGCUGAAAUAGAGAAACAUGUCUCAGCUCUAUCUUUCAUCAUUCUUACCCAUGCUACCACUUCCCACAUCGGUGCUUUUGCCCAUUGUUGCAAACAUAUUCCACUCUUCACUCAGAUCCCUGCCUACGCUACCGCGCCUGUCAUCGCGUUUGGGCGUACCCUCCUACAGGACCUUUACUCUUCCACGCCCUCAGCCGCCACGUUUAUUCCCGGUUCAGACAAUGCUGGCGCAGAAGAUAAAUCUCGCUCUACCAUUCUCCGCCAGGCCCCUUCCUUCGAAGAGAUCAACAAAUACUUUUCACUCAUCAAUCCCUUGAAAUAUUCACAGCCACAUCAACCCACUCCAUCUCAGUUCUCCCCUCCGCUGGAAGGCCUGACGUUGACGGCCUAUAAUUCUGGUCAUACACUUGGUGGUACGAUAUGGCACAUACAACAUGGCAUGGAAUCAAUUGUCUAUGCAGUGGAUUGGAAUCAAGCAAGAGAGAACGUCAUAGCAGGAGCGGCGUGGUUCGGUGGAGUUGGAGGCGCCGAAGUUCUCGAGCAGCUGCGCAAGCCAACGGCACUUGUGUGCAGCAGUGUUGGUGCAACAAGAGUCGCUCUCUCAGGCGGUCGAAAGGCUCGAGAUGAUGCACUACUAGGACAUAUCAGAAGCAGCGUUUCGAAGAAUGGCACAGUACUCAUCCCAACGGACUCCAGCGCCCGUGUUCUAGAGCUGGCUUGGAUCUUGGAAAAGGCGUGGUCCGAUGAGUCCAAUGCGCCUUUUCUCAGAAACGCAAAAGUGUACAUGGCAAGCAAGUCCGGCAAUGCCACUUUAAGACACGCGAGGAGUCUAUUGGAAUGGAUGGAUGACAGCAUCGUUCGAGAGUUUGAAGGCGAGGACGAGAAUCCCACUCGAGUUCAGACUCAUAAGAGAAGCGGCAGUAGGCAGGUCAACGGUGCGUCGAAGCCAACCAGGCCAUUUGAAUUCAAGAACGUCAAGAUUGUCGAACGGAAAACUCAACUCGAAAAGUUAUUGAAGUCGGAAGGUCCCAGGGUUAUUCUUGCCAGUGAUUUGACUUUGGACUGGGGCUUUUCGAAGACGCUAUUGAUGGAAGUUACACAGAGGCCUGAGAACCUCAUCAUCUUGACCGAAAGAACAGAGCUCAACUCUACGGUCUUUAACACAACCCACGAACUCUGGAAGUGGUAUGAAGAGCGUCGCGAUGGCGUUGCUUUGGAGCGUGCGCCUUCUGGUGAGCAGCUGGAGCAAGUUCACAGCGGAGGCAGGACACUCCAGCUGAGCAUUUCCGAGACGGCCACAUUGAGUACGCAAGAGAGUCAACGAUAUCAACAAUAUAUGGCCACGCAGCGACAAAUUUGGGACUCGCUCGUUCCCCCAAGUGAGAGAGACGGAGCUGGCGCUGAAGAUAACCUGGAUGAUGAAUCCAGUUCCUCGUCAUCGGAUGAAUCAGAUGAUGAGCAGCAGGGCCGUGUGUUGAAUGUAUCCUCUGCUUUGGGCCACGGGGCGCGGAGCAAGCUCGCUUUGAGCGACGCCGACUUGGGAAUCAGUAUUUUGUUGCGGAAGAAAGGUGUUCACGACUAUGACGUUCGAAACAAAAAAGGUCGAAAUGCUCUCUUUCCCUACACACACGCGCGGAGGCGUGGAGAUGAGUUCGGCGACUUCAUCAAGCCAGAAGAUUUCCUAAGAGAAGAAGAAAAGGAGGAACAAGAUGCUACCAGAGAUGAAAAAGGUGGUGGGUUUUUGGGGCAGAAGCGGAAAUGGGAUGACGCGAACAACAAGAAGGAAAACCAAAACAAACGAUUUCGUGGUCACGUACCUCGUUCUACAACCCCCGGUGAAGAAGACUCUGACUCAGAAGAAUCGGAAACAGAAGAUCACAUCGAGGCCGAAGGCAUCCAAGGCCCUGCGAAGCUCGUAUUUUCCACGACGGAUAUUUUAGUAAAUGCGAGACUUGCAUUUGUCGACUUUGCGGGGCUGCACGAUCAGCGAAGCCUGCAAAUGUUAAUCCCUCUUAUCGGACCCAAGAAACUCAUCCUGGUGGGAGGAAGCAGUCAAGAGGUUCUUUCGCUAGCAUCAGACUGCAAAGAGCUCUUGGGCAUCAAGGUCGUGGGUGCCGAGGAUGAGCCAUCUACCGAGAUAUUUACUCCUUCUGAAGGUCAGCUCAUUGAUGCGAGCGUCGAUACCAAUGCAUGGAUUGUCAAACUCAGCCGUGAUCUUGCGAAGACCCUGCAAUGGCAGAAUGUCAAGAAUAUGGGGGUAGUGACCCUACAAGGCCAGCUCAAGGUAGAUGGCCAGGCCUCGAACUUACACGAUGAUCCUCAAAUGAAAAAGCAGAAACUGGACACUGAAACAUCCCUUCAGACGGCGGCCUCCAGGAGGACUGGUCCUGAACCCCUUCUUGACGUCUUACCACCAAGCCUUGCCGCUUCCACACGACCUGUCACACAAGCAAUCCAUGUAGGCGACCUCCGUUUGGCUGACUUGAGAAGGCUCAUUGCCCUAGAAGGCCAUCUCGCAGAAUUUCGAGGUGAGGGCACGCUACUAGUCGACGGAAUGAUUGCAGUGAAAAAACUUAGCAGUGGGAAAAUAAUUGUGGAGGGGGUUGCGGUCAAUGCCAUGACUCCGAAGGCUGCCGACAAUUUCACAAGAGUGAAGCAAAAAAUCUAUGACGGAUUAGCAGUGGUUGCCGCUGGAUGA
Exophiala aquamarina CBS 119918 is the source of this 2829-nucleotide messenger RNA. RefSeq lists its product as uncharacterized. Lineage: Eukaryota; Fungi; Ascomycota; Eurotiomycetes; Chaetothyriales; Herpotrichiellaceae. Gene Ontology annotation, cellular component: mRNA cleavage and polyadenylation specificity factor complex. Gene Ontology annotation, molecular function: RNA binding. The coding region runs from base 1 to 2829 and encodes 942 amino acids. The transcript has a single exon. Gene Ontology annotation, biological process: mRNA 3'-end processing by stem-loop binding and cleavage. The record is from RefSeq and is a predicted model, not a curated record.